Cladophialophora carrionii CBS 160.54 is the source of this 843-nucleotide messenger RNA. RefSeq lists its product as uncharacterized. The coding region runs from base 1 to 843 and encodes 280 amino acids. Gene Ontology annotation, cellular component: ribonuclease MRP complex; nucleolar ribonuclease P complex. Gene Ontology annotation, molecular function: RNA binding. Lineage: Eukaryota; Fungi; Ascomycota; Eurotiomycetes; Chaetothyriales; Herpotrichiellaceae. The transcript has a single exon. The record is from RefSeq and is a predicted model, not a curated record. Gene Ontology annotation, biological process: nuclear-transcribed mRNA catabolic process, RNase MRP-dependent; tRNA 5'-leader removal; intronic box C/D snoRNA processing.
AUGUCCUCCCCACCACUGCCCUUCAACGUGUCUGCCGAGCUCAAGGCCCUGAGACACGAGAAGCAGAACCAAGACCUCCGCCGAUUACCUCCAAAUGCUACAGUUCGACGCCGUCCGCUGAACCAUGCACCGAUCGCCGACUUGCGCUCUUCUGGCGCAAAGGCCCCCAAGGUCGUUUAUGUCUCGCGUCGCACCCCCGCAGUCGCAGCGAUCAAGCGCGUGAAGCGAUAUCUGACCAGCAUCGAGAAGCGCGCUCUGCAGAAUGCAGGGGUGGGGGGCACAAGGGAGAGGGUGCAGGGGCCGAGAAGUGCAGCUGAGAAGGCGAACGAAGUACUAGCGAAGAACAAGGAAGAGGUGCUGGUCAAGGCAAGUGGAAGGGCGAUGGCUCAGGCGCUCCGUGUGGCUGAGUGGUUCCGCACCCACGAGAAGGACAUGCUCUGUAACGUGGAAGUCAGGACCGGAAGCGUCAGCACCGUAGAUGACAUUGUGGAGGGCGAUGGGGACCAUGAGAAUGAGGACAAGGACAAGAAUGACGAGGAAGCAGUGCGGGAAGAGCAAGAAUCUGUGAAGCAACAGUACGGCGACACAACGUUGGAAUUGCUAGGUGGUCCCGAUGUGACUACGCUGGGUUCAGCUGAGCAAGCUACGUCGACUGGAGAUUCGAAACCCGAAGGUGCUGGAGAGAGGGACGAUGGGGACACCAACAUGGAUGAUUCGCUGGUGAAGCAGUCGAGGCGAAAGCGGAAGAAGCGGAAGAGACAGAUGUAUGAAGCCGAUGAAUUGCCCGAGGCGCGCAUCAGAUGGGUCAACACGGUUGAGGUUGCAGUUUCAUUGCAGGGCUGA